AAUCUGAUCUAUGAAUAAUUGACAUUAUCAACAAACUCAAGCAUCGAAGCACUAAAAUACUUGAAAAUUUACAUUUAUCUUAUCGAAAACAAUAAUACAAACAAAAUCUGUUAAACCAAACAACAAAAAUGUUUCUCCCAAAGUUAUUUCUUGUCUUUUACACUUUAUCCCUUUUUUGGAAGAAAAAUGAGUGUGCUGACAACCGCAAAUUCCCCUCCGAAUUUAAAUUUGGUGUAGCCACAGCCUCGUACCAGAUCGAAGGUGGUUGGAAUGUUGAUGGUAAAGGCGAAAACAUCUGGGACCGCCUAACUCACGAAACAAACUUAGUCAAAGACAACUCCACCGGAAAUGUCGCUUGCGACUCCUACCACAAAUACAAAGAAGAUCUCGCUCUACUUGGGGACCUUGGUGUCGACUUUUACCGAUUUUCCCUAUCUUGGAGUAGAAUCCUCCCCACGGGUUACAUCGACGGCCAAAUUAACGACGCCGGAGUCAAAUACUACGAAGAAAUUCUCUCAGAGUUAGAAAAACGUGGAAUUGAAGCAAUGGUCACAUUGUACCAUUGGGAUUUGCCCCAGAAACUUCAAGACGAUUUCGGAGGUGUUCUCAAUGAUACUUUCAUUGAAGUUUUUGCAAAUUAUGCACAACUAGCGUUUGAGCUUUUCGGAAGUCGAGUCAAGCAUUGGGUGACGUUCAAUGAACCGUUUAUUAUUUGCCAACAAGGGUACGAAAACGGGCUUAAAGCUCCGGCAAUUACAAAAGCUCCAGGGAUUGAUUUGUAUACUUGUGCUCACGUGAUUUUAAAAGCUCACGCUAAAGCGUACCGGAUAUAUGACAAAUCAUAUCGAAAAACACAAAAUGGCAAAAUUACGAUUGUCUUAAAUACGGACUGGUUUGAACCUGCAAGUAGUGAUUCGAAAGAUUUGGAAGCAUCCGAAAGAAAACUCCAGUUUCAGUUCGGUUGGUUUGCACACCCUAUUGUAUAUGGAAAUUAUCCCCAAGUGAUGAUUGAUCGAAUCGAAGAACGAAGCAUAAAGGAAGGUUUCAAAGAGUCGCGAUUGCCCAAGUUUACAGAUAAUGAAAUUGAAGAUAUUAAAGGAACUUACGAUUUCAUCGGUUUGAAUCAUUACACGACUACCUUAGCUGAAUGGAGCACAGAUAUAGCAAUUGGUAAACCCAAGUCAACGAAAGAUAUUUCAGUCAAUAUAUUCAAAAAUUCAUCAUGGGAAGGUUCGGCGUCAAAUUGGUUAAAAGUUGUUCCAUGGGGAAUAAGAAAAAUUUCAAAAUGGAUAAAAGAUACGUACAAAAAUCCUGAAAUAAUAAUAACAGAGAAUGGAUAUUCUGACGUUGGUGGUAUUUUUGAUGAUUCGCGCCGAGUCAACUACUACCGAGAAUAUUUAAGUAAUGUUUUGAAAGCAAUUUACGACGAUGGCGUCAACAUUACCGCAUAUGCAGCGUGGAGUUUUCUGGAUAAUUUCGAAUGGUUAAACGGCUACACCGAGAAGUUUGGCCUUUACUCUGUCAACUUCUCCGACCCCGAGCGUCCCCGAACCCCAAAAUCUUCAGUUAAUUAUUACAAAAACAUUAUGGCAACAAAAUGUCUUGUAGAUCAAUGUUUGUAAAAAUAAAAAAAAAAUCUCC
Molecule: messenger RNA, 1641 nt
Organism: Tribolium madens (black flour beetle)
Lineage: Eukaryota; Metazoa; Arthropoda; Insecta; Coleoptera; Tenebrionidae
Product: myrosinase 1-like
Exons: 6
Coding region: 129-1622 (497 amino acids)
Biological process (GO): carbohydrate metabolic process
Molecular function (GO): beta-glucosidase activity
Source: RefSeq, a predicted model, not a curated record